This is a messenger RNA of Penicillium samsonianum, 768 nucleotides long. RefSeq lists its product as uncharacterized. NCBI's taxonomy places the organism in Eukaryota, Fungi, Ascomycota, Eurotiomycetes, Eurotiales, Aspergillaceae. Gene Ontology annotation, biological process: coenzyme A biosynthetic process. The transcript has a single exon. Bases 1 to 768 code for a protein of 255 amino acids. Gene Ontology annotation, cellular component: phosphopantothenoylcysteine decarboxylase complex. The record is from RefSeq and is a predicted model, not a curated record. Gene Ontology annotation, molecular function: FMN binding; phosphopantothenoylcysteine decarboxylase activity.
AUGUCUCAAACGACCCACUCCAGUGGCAUCGAUGACGCCCCAAACAAAAAUUCCACAGAAUCAAGAACAUCGAUCUGUGACAACCGCAUUCACCUCCUCCUUGCCGCAACUGGCUCCGUCGCGACUAUCAAAAUAGCCAAUAUCAUCAGCGCCCUCUCCCCUCAUAUCCACAAGCUCUCGAUAAGAGUAAUUCUCACCACCAAAGCCAAGCAAUUCCUAGCCGGCCAAUCCGCCGAGCAGCCCACUGUAUCAUCCCUCAUUUCCCUCCCUGGCGUGGAAGCCGUCUACGACGAUGACGCGGAGUGGGGGCCAGAGCCCUGGCGCCGCGGUGUUGAUAUUUUGCACAUCUCUCUCCGACGCUGGGCAGAUAUCCUUGUCAUUGCUCCUCUUUCCGCAAACACCCUAGCCAAGCUCGCCAACGGACUUAGCGAUAACCUGUUGACGUCCGUAUGUCGGGCGUGGGAUACGGAUGGCCAGGUUGACGGGAAACGAAAGCGGAUUGUAGUUGCGCCGGCCAUGAAUACGGCUAUGUGGCGGCACCCAGUGACGGCCCAGCAUAUCCGGGUACUAGAGGUGGAAUGGGGUGUUAGAAAAGACGAGGACAAGAGAGAGGAGACAGGCUGGUUCGAGGUUCUGCAACCGCAGUCAUCAAAGGUGUUAGCUUGUGGGGACGUGGGGAGCGGCGCUAUGUUGGAAUGGACCGAGAUAGUCAAGGUCAUUGAAGAUAGGUUAGGGUUGAGCGAUCAGAAUUCUUCUCAGGGUACUUAG